Cladophialophora immunda is the source of this 1205-nucleotide messenger RNA. RefSeq lists its product as uncharacterized. The annotation marks the transcript as partial. The record is from RefSeq and is a predicted model, not a curated record. NCBI's taxonomy places the organism in Eukaryota, Fungi, Ascomycota, Eurotiomycetes, Chaetothyriales, Herpotrichiellaceae. The transcript has 2 exons.
GCAUGACCGGAAAGAUUGCUUACCUUCGAGCUCGCCAGCCCAUCCAGUAUCUCCAUCUACUGAGGGCCGGCUACUUUGAACCUAUCCCUGUCGCCUGGGCCACCCAGGCUUCCAACCCACUAAAAUUCAGCAUUGAAGCAGCCGCCGGAUGGAGGGGGAUUACCCCUGCCUGGCGAGGGUACGAGGACACCGCCGAGGAGCGGCUCUACUGGGUCUUGAACCACCGAGAAGGCAGUGUUGGAUUGAGGAUGAAGCCAGACUUUAUUUCCGAGAUGGACAUGGCUCGUGCCAGAAUGGCUACAGCGGUCGAGCCGCCUCCCGAGUACUACUCAGCCACCGACACUUGCCACCUCCAACAUACCUCUGUCGGCUACUCCAAACAAGUCAUGCCUAAACCCUUCGUGGCUUACGAUCGACCUGAGGUGCCGACAGACGACACCAUGAUUCUUUUGGAUGUCUCUGGGUCCAUGGGCUUUGAACCAAGGCGACCAAGAUACGACCAGUAUCUUAUCACGGGUUUCACCAAAUCUACCCAGCCCAAGAACAAAGAUGUGGCCAAAGCAAUCAUCCGACGCUUCACCGAUGCCAUGACAAAUCACGACCACCAAUUUCGCGGCUAUGAUCUGACCACUUUCUCAGAUUCCGCAGAAUAUAUUGGCACUAUCAACCAUCAGAACCUCAGCAACAUGUGGGGCAGGAUCAGAAUCGGAGGAGGCACGCGCGUCAUGACAGGAUGGCAGAAAGUCAAGGAACUGCAUUUCCAGAAGCAUUCCGAGUCCGCCACGCACCAUCCGGUGUAUGGUUGGCAAGCUGGGCCAGAAACACCCAUGCUGCGCCUGCUUCUCCUGCUCGACGGCGAGGCUAUGGACAUGGACGAGUUCGAGCUGGACCUCCUCGGCCUUUCGUGGGCUCACGUUACCAUCUUCCUGAUUGGGGUGGACGGAUGCCCGCAUCACCAUCGUCAUGCCAACGAAUUACAACGCAUCAGCGACGUCAACCACCACGUCUCUUUCGUCGAUGCGCAGGGCAACACGCCGGAGCGGUUUGUGACGCAUGAGCUGCUCAAGAGGCACUUGGGCUAUGAGGUGUCGAUGACCGAGUUUGAACAGAUGGAGGAGUUGCCGGAAUACACAGCGUGAAAUUACUGACAGAUAAACUCCGGUAGUGAUGUACCAGAAUACUCAGCGGCGGAUCCUGACCUCUCC